AUGGCGGCUGCAGGCGUUCAUCCUAAGCCUUUGGAGGAGCUAGCCUCCUUCUCCGACUACUGCAACCCUUUGCUGGAAUUUUUGGCAGCUUUGAAGUCAGACGAGGGGGUGAUUCUGUUUUCCCAUUCGUCAAGAGAGUUCAACAAACAGCUGGAUUACAUGGACAGCCAAUUAACAUUCGAAAAUGGAGUGGACAAACUUCCCACCUCCCUCCUCUUUGGCCCCAAGUUUUUAUCUAGUCAGUUAUAUCUGUUGUCCCCUCCCGAGGAUUUGGCUCUUGCAAACUUGUUGAUGAGACCAGUAGUUUCCUACGAUGGAACAGAAAUUGAGAAAGAAAUGGCUCUUUCAAAAGAAAACUAUGGUUCGGUUCCGCGUGUUUAUUUGAUUUGUGAAAAUGAUAUUAUUAUAAAGCAAAGACUUCAGAAUUGGACGAUUGAAAAUAAUCCAUGUGAUGAGGUGAAAAUGAUUUCUGGUGCAGAUCACAUGGCUAUGUUCUCUAAACCCCGAGAACUGUGUUCCUUCCUGCAAGAGAUAGCAGAAAAAUACUGA
Molecule: messenger RNA, 549 nt
Organism: Fraxinus pennsylvanica
Lineage: Eukaryota; Viridiplantae; Streptophyta; Magnoliopsida; Lamiales; Oleaceae
Source: the annotation of a GenBank genome assembly